Trichogramma pretiosum is the source of this 1651-nucleotide messenger RNA. RefSeq lists its product as uncharacterized. The transcript is spliced from 5 exons. Gene Ontology annotation, molecular function: protein binding. NCBI's taxonomy places the organism in Eukaryota, Metazoa, Arthropoda, Insecta, Hymenoptera, Trichogrammatidae. The record is from RefSeq and is a predicted model, not a curated record. Bases 136 to 1269 code for a protein of 377 amino acids.
UCUGAUCUCUGAUUCGAAAGGAAUUAUAUCUGAUUUUGAAUAGUUUCAAGUUCAUUUUAUAACAAUAAUUUCCUUAAUUCAUUGAAUUUUCAUUUGAUAAUUUUAAUCGUGCAAAAUUUUUAUGGAACUAAUAAAAUGGAAAUAAGAGAGGUUGACACUGAAUUGAUUUUAUUCGACGUUCUUUCUGAUAUUUUCAAACACUUGAGUAUUUAUGAUUUAACUUCAGCAUCAGAAGUCUGCAAGUCUUGGUACUACACGGCGAAACGAGAAAAAUUAAAACGAGGACCUCAAGUUAUUACUUUGCAAGCUUUAGAAGAUCUAGUUGCAACACGCUUUUGUGCUGUUGGACCAAGAGUAAAGAAUCAAAUUGUUGAAGACCUUAAACUUUCACUAAGAAUAAGACCGAGGCUAGGACUUUUUUUUACGGAUGGGAAAUAUCCAUCUUCUGCAGAUUGUGACAAUGUGGUUUACGAAAUUUGCAAAACUCAUAGAUGGACAAGACCUAAAGAUUGUUUUUACAUAGCUAUUGAAACAGUAGGAGUAAAUAUCGACGAUAAUCCGGUUGGGGGAGAGAAAAAUGUAACUGCAGCUUUAUUUUUUCCUGUCAUACCUCAAGUAAAUUAUACAAUUACUGAAACAAAUACGCAUUCUAUACAACAACAUUUUACGAGCAAUGACUGUUUAUUAGUAAAUAUGACACAAAAAUUAUUUGAUUUCAAAGAAGAUCAAGUUUGUUUUAUAGUUUUAAUGUAUAAAUGGCAAGACGAACCUCUGUAUGAGCGAUAUCAUCGCAAAUUUUUCAAUAAAAUUUUGGAAAGUAUUAAAAUAAGAUAUAAACCAAGUACUUAUGCCCUUUGGGGAGGGGCUGUAAACGACAUUUUUACUUUAGCUCCAGGUACAAAACCUUCGUACAAUGCUACUAGUUUUUGCGCUAUUAGCAUAUCAGGAAAUAACGUUGAAACUUGGUCUAUCAUGGUUGAUAUCAAUUUAAGUAAUACCGAAAUUGAAAACAAAUUAAAAAAUUUUAAGAAUUGUAUAAAUCUAAACGAUUCAUCAAUCAUUCUUUUGAUGUUACCUUCUAAUAAAGAAACUAUCGACCGAAGUAAAUUGAAAGUUUUCAAAGUAUUAUUUCCAAAAGGAAAAUUGUUAAGCCUUUUCAAUGAUAAAAAUAAUGUUAUGAUUUCGGUUGAUUCUACGAGCAACGAAAAUGAUAAUAUAUUCUAUUAUAGUCAUUUCUAUGCUCUAUUAGUUUUGUCGUAUAAAUGUUAAAAAUGAAGGUUUUUAAUAACAUUUUAAUUUUAUUUAGUAAAUCAAAAAAUACGAUUCUAUAAAGCAAUAAACAACUUUAUUUAAAUAUAGGCUAUGGUACAAAAUUUAUACAAACACAAAUCGUAAUUUUGAUAUCAUAUUCUCAGUACUUGAUAUUCUUCUGUUAGUUAAGAUAAUAUUCAUUAAGUUCAAGACAUGUCUAAAUACAUCAUAUGAAAAUUGGAAAAUAGUCAUUUUAUGAAUAAAAAUGAAGCAUAUUUAAGGAUACGGGGUAUAUAUAUAUACAUCACAAUUGCUAAAGUAUUUGACAAGAAGUCGUAAAUAAUUAUUGUAAAUAAUAUCAUGAGAAAAAGUAAGCCUUUUUUUCCUUGCGACAAAAUUA